CACACACAACACGCACUUGCACACAUGCAACCCAACCCUGUGCAACUCCACCGGGUGCAUUAACACAGGGAUUCACACUCCCAGCACCCACCCCCCCACACCCGCUGCCCAGUGUGAUCCCACCCCUGGGGGAUUAACACGAGCAUUCACACCUACACCCAGUGUGAUCUUUAUUUUGGGACAUUAGCACCAACAUACACACACACACAGGCCCACCCUGCUACACAAGCUCAUAUAGCUCAGGCCUGAUCGCUUUGGCUGCACCAGGCGCCCCUGGCCAGGAAGGGGCAGAGACAUUUCUUAUUUUUUUCCACGCUUAAAAAAUGUCAAGAGGAAAUAGUGAGCAUGGGCUGGGAGACAGGAGUGAGGAGCGGGGAGGCCCUCGAUAUACAGGUUGAACCCAGGACCUUGGUACCUGCUCAGCCUCUGGUGCCUCCCACCUGCUUCUAGCUGGAGUUGAUGCCAGAAGCAGGUGGGAGGCACCAUUUGAGCCUCUGGACCACAUGCCCACAUCCCUGCUGCAGUUGGCAAUGGGAGGUCAGCCUGAGCCCAGAUCAUGCCACUUUAGUUUCCUCUACAGGUGAAUUGAUCUUCUUGUGCUCUGCUAGGACCCUCCCAGUACAGAGGUUUGGGGUGGGCUCCUGGCCCCCAGGGAUGGAGUGACCCCAAGAUGCUGCUGCACUGGGUGUCAGAGUUAAGGGCAUUUGUGGAAGCUGUGCUGUGGUCUCCCACAUCCUUCCCAGACCUGGCCUCACCAAAGCAACAGCCACACAUCUGCUCCUGCUACCCCAUCACCUCCACCUCUCAGGGGCAAGCCCUUUCUGGCAGGUAACCUCCACAGACUGAGCAGGGAUUCCCCUGUGUGAAACCCAUGCAGACACCAGGGGACACGGUGGUGCCAGCACUGAGGCCAGGGUGACAGUCUUUCCCUGCAGGGGGCAAAGAGGGGUGAGUGGUGGGAUGGAGCAGAUGUGGGGACUUGCAAGUAGCAGGGAACUGAAUGCCCCUCCCCCCCGCUCCUGCCAUGCCAGGUCUCUCCGGGCAAAGGUUCCCAUUUUGUUGUGCUGCAUGCUGCCUGUGAACUCAGUCCUGGGCUUCACAGAGUUUUUGGCUGGGAGUUUCUCUGGUUGUUGAAAGGAAAGCAAUUGAGGCCAUGCAGUAGGAAUUCCUAGCUGUGCCUGUCCCUGGCUGGCUCUGGUGACCUGUUGUCACCUCUGGAUCUAGGGCUCUAGUUUGUCACCUCCUGGAGUUAUGGGAGCUAGCAAGGCCCACAGGCUGCCUGGCAAAGCAAGCAGUUGCUUGGGUUCUGGCUCUAGCUUCUAUAACCAGGAGCUGCAGCACUCAGGCCAGCCCUGCCUCUCUAGAGCAGCCCUCUGGGUCACCCAGCUGGAAUGGGUGGCACCAGGGGAGGCAGGAGUCAGUGAGCCUGGCACCCAGCUGUCUCAGCAGAGCCCUGUGCUACCAGAUUAUGCCCACUGGUAUGUGAGGUGCUGCUUGCAUCAUGUGGACCUAUUUCUCACCCAGACCAGCUACCCUGCCCUGUGCCCAAUGAGAGUGUGAUCCAUGAACUCUGCUUCCUUUGCAGGAUGAAGAAGUUUCCAGGAGGAGUCAGCUGCAGCGCCGGCAGAGCUUCGUUAUGGUCAAAGGGGCCGCCCUGCUGCUGCAGGAGGACGAGAAGUUGGAGACGGUGUCGGAGAUGUCACCCCCACCAGAGCAAAUCCAGAACCAGACCCCAGGCCAGCAGGAGCAGCACCUGCACCUGAUGAUGAGGCUGCUGCGGCCAGAGGAUGCCAUCUGCCUGGCUGUGCGGCUGGAGUCAGCCCAGCCCCACCGGAUCCGGUACCUGCUGGUUGUAUCGACAGAGGAGAAAGAGGGUGAGAGCGAGACGGUGCUUCUGGGUGUGGACUUCCCUGAAGAGGGCUCCUCCAGUUGCACCCUGGGGAUGGUGCUGCCCCUCUGGAGUGAUGCCCAGGUCUUUCUUGAUGGGGACGGGGGCUUCAGCGUGACAUCCGGAGGGAAGACGCGCAUCUUCAAACCCAUCUCCGUCCAGACCAUGUGGUCAGUGCUACAGGUGCUGCACAAGGCAUGCAAUGAUGCUAUCCAGAACAACCACUUCCCCGGGGGCAGCGCAUUGGGCUGGGCCGAGCGGUACCAGUGCACUGUGGCCUCAGAGCAGAGCUGCAUCAACGAAUGGCUGGCCAUGUCUGACCUGGAGUCCGUGAGGCCAGACUCUUUCUGCUCUGACAAGCCGACAGAGCGUGUGGUGACAGAGAAGAUGAUCCGAGCAAAGCUACGUGAGGUGAUGGCUACUGCUGAUCUGGAGAGUAUCACUGCCAAAGAGAUCCGUACCGAACUCGAGUGCCGCACUAACUGCAGCCUGGCUGAGUACAAGGAGUUCAUUGACAAUGAGAUGUUGCUCAUCAUGGCCCAGAUGGACCGGCCCUCCAGGAUCUUCGACCACCUCUACCUGGGCUCUGAGUGGAAUGCUGCCAACCUGGAGGAGCUGCAGCGCAACAGAGUCACUCACAUCUUGAACGUGACCCGUGAGAUUGACAACUUCUUCCCUGCCCUGUUCACCUAUAUGAAUGUACGGCUCUAUGAUGAAGAGGCCUCCCAGCUCCUGCCCCACUGGAAGGAGACAUUUCGCUUCAUCUCCGAUGUCCGGAAGCAGAAUGCGCGGGUGCUGGUGCACUGUAAGAUGGGUGUGAGCCGUUCAGCUUCCACAGUGAUCGCUUACGCCAUGAAGGAGUACCAGUGGACGCUGGAGCAGGCCUACCGGCAUGUGCAGGAAAGACGUCCCAUUGUGCACCCCAACCCCGGCUUCAUGAAGCAGCUGGAGUUCUACCAGGGCAUCCUGGAUGCCAGCCGGCACAGCAGCCUCUGGGCACAGAAGGCUGGGGAUGCCCAAUGGGAGGACACAGGGGAUUCAAAUGAUGCCAGCAGUGACCUCUCAGCCAGCGAUGAGAGCCCAUUCCCUGAAUCCCCCACCUCAGAGGAGGAGCCAGCCAAAACACCCACUUACUGCUUUCGACCCCUACGGGAGCCCCCCGAUGAGCCUGCCCAGUCCCCCCAGGAGGCUGCAGCAGGAGGCCAUGCUGGCCUGGGGGCCCAGACCUCCACACAUGAGGCAGAGGAGCUCGGUGGCUCGGAUGACUCAGGAGCCGAGGAGGUGCGUAAGCACCUGGCUGCGUUGCGGUCACCUCAGUCCCCUGGCAGCCCACGCCGGCAGCGCAUCAAUCUGUACGCCAUCAUGAGGAGCAUCAGUGAGAUGGAGAGCCAUGACACCCCAUCCCCGCUGGAGGGCCCUGUCGAGGGGGAGAUGUUUGCUGUCUCAGGGAUCCAGCCCUCCAGAGGCAGCCCCCCAUUGCAGCCUGAUGCCUCCCUGCCCCCAGUGCCUCAGAGCCAGGAGGAUCCUGGGGCUGGGGCAGGAUCCAAGGUCCAGCGUCGCCAACAGCAAGCCACAAUGGACAAGGUGGGGGGCCGGCGGGGCCGGCACCGUGGUCGCAGGGCCUCCCGGAGCCACGGCCAACUAUGCAAGCAGAUGUCCUACCGCCCGGCGCCCGGCAAGGUGCACACAGCCGUGCGGCACAUGGAGGGCCCUGCCCCCGCAGCCCUGGACCCACCCCGGCGCUGUGCACCCCAUGUGCAACACCGUCUCUCAGUGGCCCAUCUCAUAGACGCUGCCCUGGUGGUGAGCCGCACCAAAGAGUUCGAGGAGCGGCUGGGAGCCCCAGGGGAGGAGCCCAUAAGCCCCGCACCCUCUACCUGGGAGCCCCCACCUAAAUCCUACGGCUUCAUCUCCUCACGGCCACGGAGGAUGGUACGACAGGCCAGUGUGGAUGUGGACCCUGCUGCAAACGGUAGCCCUGCCCCUUGCCCCACCCCUGGAAGGGGCUCUGCCCCUGACAGUGACCCUGCUCCUGGCUCUGGCCCUGGCCAUGACAGUGGCCUCACCCCUUCUCCUAUCUCUGAAUGUGGCCCUGCCCCUGACAGUAGCCCUACCUCUUCUCUCACUUCUGCAGGUGUCCCGGACAGUGCCCCAACCUGUUGCCAUGCCCCUGGCAAUAUCUCCGUCCCUUGCCCUGACCCUGACAGUGGCCCAGCCCCUUGCCCCACCUCUGAUGGCGUCCCCACCCCAUAACAACAUGACCGUGGCUACAGAAGGUGCUGGGCCUGGGUAUUACCAGGCAGGGGGAACUUUCAGUACCAGAGGGCAUCAGCGCCAGUCAUCCAAGGGGCAGUGCCAAGAGUGGAGCUGGUGUUUGUAGCCCCAACUCCAAGGCCUCGCUCCUUCAUGGUCAAUUGGGUGCGGCCCUGUGGGGGGACCCUCCUUCCACCCCUCACGAAGCCCCUCACCAAGCACAGCACUGCCCUGAACCCUGCACUGCAGCCCAGCAGGUGUUACCUGAGAGGUGGGGGGCACCACCUUUUCCACUGCCACCCUCCCCUUCAUGCAACUCUUUGCUUGAGUACCACUGAAGCACCGCUUGGGCAGGCAAGUCUGAGGUGCUCCCUCCCAAAUCCCUGUGACCUGCGGGGAAAGGUUGGAGCUGGGAAGGGGUGAUAGCCCUUGCCUUGCCUUGCCUUAUGCACAGAUGCCGAGCCAUUUCUCUCUGUUCCAACCGCACUCAGCCUGAGAAUAAAGAGUUUAUUCACUUUGCA
This is a messenger RNA of Alligator sinensis (Chinese alligator), 4662 nucleotides long. It is a transcript of the gene SSH3, whose product is annotated as slingshot protein phosphatase 3. Gene Ontology annotation, biological process: protein dephosphorylation; actin cytoskeleton organization; negative regulation of actin filament polymerization. Bases 1637 to 4141 code for a protein of 834 amino acids. Gene Ontology annotation, cellular component: cytoplasm. The transcript has 13 exons. Gene Ontology annotation, molecular function: actin binding; protein tyrosine/serine/threonine phosphatase activity. Lineage: Eukaryota; Metazoa; Chordata; Crocodylia; Alligatoridae. The record is from RefSeq and is a predicted model, not a curated record.